CAAGGAUUCUAGCUUCCAGCUAAUCGACUCUCCAGCUCAACAUGGCAUCAAACGAAGACAAAUCCCAACACCUCUUCGAGGAAUUUGCAGACCAGGCUAUAGUCCAGAUACCGUCGAACAUCCUCACUCAGCUCGUCACCUCCGUGAACAAGCUCAAGGCAGAUGUAUCAACUCUGCGACAUGAGAACAGCUCUCUUGUCAAUCAAGUGCAAGAUCUUAGAGAUGAAUUACGAGGUGUCACCCACUCUCCGUUUUCUAAGCUUCCUCGCGAGAUCCGCAGAUUGAUAUGGAAAUUUGCGAUGAUGGCUCCCCAAGUGCAUAUCAUAGGAUCACCAAGCCACAAACAGAGCCGAGUCAAUAUCGUCAUGCAAGCUUGCAAAGAAGCACGGGAGGAGGGCUUGCGGUUGAAGCUCCCUUAUUAUCGAUACACUUGUGGCGCCCCUCGUGGUGUCCUCACAUCUCUCGAGUAUUAUGUGAACUGGGACGUAGAUACGUUUUGGGUUCCCGAUAUCCAGUUGCCAGUGGAGAUAGUCUGUUCCCGCUGUGAGCCGGUGUGGAACGAGUCGCCUUUGAGCCCAUGUGCGCAACCAAGGCUCAUCCAUCACUGUUUAUGCCGACCAAAACACGGGCUUUACGCACUCGCGAUGAACGCCUCCAGAUGGGGCGAACCUGGACAAACAGAUUUCUUCACAGGAAGAGCUAUACAUACGCCAGUGGCAGACCUCGCAAACUAUUACAGUAUCCAGAAGCUAUACAUUGUAAUAAACUAUACUGAGCCUCUCACUUGCAGAAACAUCGCGUUUGUGGAACCCACGAAGCAAGGUCCUACACUCGGUGAGGAUGUCUCAACCACGACUUGGCAUGCAAUGGCCGAAGAGAAAAUGGCGCUCUUAGAGGCCUAUAAAGCACGCAAAAUACUCGAAAGACAGGCCAAGCUAGACGCCGGUGAGCGGGUAUAUAGCUUCGACGAUUUCGCCAAUUGGAAAGUUCCCUCUAUAGAGUAUGUGGAACAUGCACCUGCAUAGGAAGGGAAAUGAAGGACAGAAGAACAUGAAAAGUAUUGCUUGAGACAACAGCAUGAAAAAAAGAAUGCCACGAUCUAGGACUUUCUGUAGUUUUCUCUCUCAUAUGGCUCAUGAAUGGCACGCCGAUCUAUGUGCAUCAAGUGAAUCCCCAGCCUGUGAACGUCGUGCAUCUCAGCACAAAUCCGACACCAAAUACAUAAACACAUUUUAUUCCUCCUCACUCUCAUCACUCUCAUUCGCAUCCAGCGCCUUUUCCAAUUCUGCUUCUAAUUCAUCCUCAAUAUCCUCAUCACUCAUACCCCCAACAUUGCCUGCUGGACUAGGUAAUUUCAAAUGAUCCACAUCUUGAUUCCUC
This is a messenger RNA of Mollisia scopiformis, 1380 nucleotides long. RefSeq lists its product as uncharacterized. The record is from RefSeq and is a predicted model, not a curated record. Bases 42 to 1025 code for a protein of 327 amino acids. The transcript has 2 exons. Lineage: Eukaryota; Fungi; Ascomycota; Leotiomycetes; Helotiales; Mollisiaceae.